GCCGCCAGUGCUGAGUCGUCUCUGGGAAACGGUCCCCCGCGCUGGCGCCGUUCGGUUUCUCCUUUUGCUUUCACUGAUGAUGAAUUCCUGCGUGAUUCGGUGCCCACCCCGCGGAGACCACAGACAUACUUUCAACUAGCGACUGGUCACGCUCGCAAUUAUGGAUAUUUAAAAAGAUCAAGCAGUGUGGAGGGGGAGUUCCCCUCCUCACUCCUCCUUGGUGCUUUACUCCAGGAGUAAUUUAUAAACUGGAAAUUUUUUUUUUGUUCCUAAAGAACUUGUAUUUGAUAUAAACUUUAUAGUGCUAUUUAUAAUUUUUUGAUUUAAGUGCCAAAAUAAAUUGUGCAAAGAUAUAUAGAUUUAUACUAUAACGGGGAGGAUUUAAUUUAUGGUCCUAAACAGGCCAUUUCGUCUCUGUAAAUCUUCCUGAACAGCACCUUUUGUGUCUUGACUUUUUCACUUUUUAAAAUUAAGUCUAACAAUUCUGAAGAAGUAAGCAGUAGAAAAACAAUUAGGAUGAAUUCUUCCACACCUGACUGCACAUCAAAGUGUAGAUCACUGAAGCAUGCUUCCGACAUACUUUCUGUGGUAACAAAGGGAAGUGAAAAUCAGAUCAAGGCCUUUAUCUCCAGCCACUGUUACAAUGCUGCAACUAUCAAGGAUGCCUUUGGCAGAAAUGCCCUCCACCUCAUUUGCUCUUGCGGGAAGAAAGGAGCAUUAGAUUGGCUGAUUGAGAAAGGAGUGGAUCCACUGGUCAAAGACAAGGAAUCCGGAUGGACAGCUUUGCACAGAAGCAUUUUCUAUGGACACAUUGAUUGUGUUUGGUCUUUAUUGAAGCAUGGUGUUAGUCUGUCUAUUCAAGAUAGAGAAGGCUUGUCAGCUUUGGAUCUUGUCAUGAAGGAUAGACCGACUCAUGUAGUAUUCAAAACUACUGAUCCUACAGAAGCCUACACUUGGGGCGAUAAUACAAAUUUCACUCUGGGUCAUGGAAGCCAGAAUAGCAAACAUCAUCCAGAGCUGGUGGAUCUGUUCUCCAGGAGUGGAAUUUAUAUUAAACAGAUUGUGCUUUGUAAAUUCCAUUCAGUGUUUCUGUCUCAGAAAGGAGAGGUUUAUACCUGUGGUCAUGGUCCUGGAGGUCGUUUAGGACAUGGAGAUGAACAGACAUGUUUGGUCCCUAGACUUGUAGAAGGAUUGACUGGUCACAACUGUUCCCAGGUAGCAGCUGCUAAGGACCAUACUGUCGUAUUAACUGAAGACGGAUGUGUAUAUACUUUUGGUUUGAAUACUUUUCAUCAAUUAGGAAUUAUUCCUCCACCUUCUAGUUGUAAUGUACCCAGACAGAUGCAGGCAAAAUGUCUGAAGGGAAGGACAGUCAUUGGAGUGGCAGCAGGUCGAUUUCAUACAGUGCUGUGGACCAGAGAAGCUGUUUAUACCAUGGGGCUGAAUGGUGGACAACUGGGUUACUUACUAGAUCCCAAUGGAGAAAAGUGUGUAACUUCUCCUCGUCAGGUCUCUGCCCUUCAUCAUCAGGAUAUCGGCCUGUCUUUGGUUGCUGCAAGUGAUGGGGCCACAGUCUGUGUUACCACCAGGGGAGAUGUCUACUUACUUGCAGACUAUCAGUGCAAGAAGGUGGCUUCUAAACAACUGAACUUAAAAAAGGUUCUUGUAUCUGGGGGGCAUAUGGAAUAUAAAGUUGAUCCUGAACAUUUAAAAGAAAAUGGAGGUCAGAAAAUUUGCAUUCUCGCAAUGGAUGGAGCUGGAAGGGUAUUUUGUUGGAGAUCAGUCAGCAGUUCUCUAAAACAGUGUCGAUGGGCCUAUCCACGUCAAGUCUUCAUUUCUGACAUUGCUUUAAAUAGAAAUGAAGUUCUAUUUGUUACAAGGGAUGGCGAAGGAUUUAGAGGAAAAUGGUUUGAAGAAAAAAGAAAGAGCUCUGAAAAGAAGGCAGAGAUCUUGUCAAACCUACAUAAUUCCUCUUCGGAUGCAUCUUGCGUGUUUGAUAUAAAUAGUGUAUAUGAAAGAAUCCGACUUGAGAAACUUACUUUUGCCCAUAGAGCUGUUAGUGUCAGCACAGAUCCAAGUGGAUGCAACUUUGCAAUUCUGCAGUCAGAUCCAAAAACAAGCCUUUAUGAAAUCCCAACUGUAUCUUCGUCGUCCUUUUAUGAAGAGUUUGGCAAAUUGUUGCGGGAAACAGAUGAAAUGGACAACAUCCAUGAUGUGACAUUUCAAGUUGGCAAUAGACUAUUCCCUGCACAUAAAUAUAUUUUGGCAGUGCGUUCUGACUUUUUUCAGAAAUUGUUUCUGUCAAACAGUACUGUGGACUUUACAGACGUCUAUCGGAAAGAUGAAGAUUCUGUUGGAUGCCAGCUUUUUGUGGUAGAGAAGGUUCAUCCUGAUAUGUUUGAGUACCUUUUACAAUUUAUAUACACAGAUACUUGUGACUUUUUAACUCAUGGCUUCAAACCAAGAUUAAACUUUAACAGAAUACCAGAAGAGUCUCAGGGCACCUCAAAUUCUUACUUGAAUAAAAUGAAUUUCCAUGAAGUUAAUCAGAAGUCAGCAUUUGAAGUUUACAAAAGCAAUCAAGAGCAUACAGUUAGUGAAAGGCAGAAGAGCAAACCUAAAUCUUCUAAAAAAGGAAAAAAUGUUGGGGAAGAUGAUCCUGUCAGAAUGUUGCAAAAUGUUGCAAAGAAAUUUGGGUUCAGUAAUUUAAGUAGUAGAUUAGAUGGAGUAAAAUUUGAAAAUGAAAAAAUUAAUGUUAUUGUCAAGAAAACUGGUAAUAAACUAAAGCUAAAUCAGAAAAAAUGUUCAUUUCUAUGUGAUGUGACCAUGAAAUCAGCAGAUGGAAAGGAAUUUCCGUGUCAUAAAUGUGUUCUUUGUGCUAGACUUGAAUACUUUCGUAGUAUGCUGAGUAGCUCAUGGAUUGAGGCUUCCAGUUGUGCACCUCUAGAAAUGCCAAUACAGUCUGACACAUUGAAAGUUAUUUUGGACUACCUCUAUACCGAUGAAGCUGUGGUGAUAAAAGAAUCUCAAAAUGUGGAUUUUGUGUGUAGUGUUCUUGUGGUGGCUGAUCAGCUUCUUAUAACUCGAUUAAAAGAGAUUUGUGAAGUGGCACUAACUGAAAAACUUACCCUUAAGAAUGCUGCUAUGAUACUGGAAUUCGCAGCAAUGUAUAAUGCUGAACAGUUAAAACUGUCUUGUUUACAGUUCAUAGGACUGAAUAUGGCAGCUUUACUCGAAGCAAGGUCUCUUGAUGUUUUAAGUGAUGGUGUUUUAAAGGAUCUUUCUGUUUUUUACCGAAAAAUGAUUCCUGCAAUGGAUAGACGAGUCAUUACACCAUACCAAGAUGGACCAGAUAUUAGCUAUAUUGAAAUAGAUGAUGGAGAUAUUUUUUUGAAAGAAGAGAGAAAUACAGAACAGAAUAAUUUGGAAAAUAUGUUCAAGAAGGCAAAAACAAAAGCAAAAAAGAAGCCUCGUAAGCGUUCAGAUAGUUCUGGAGGAUAUAACCUUUCGGAUAUUAUUCAGAGUCCACCAUCUACAGGAUUAUUAAAGACAGAUAAAACCAAUUCUGUGGAAUCUCUUCUGGAACUAUUAACAUCAGAUUCUGAAGGAAGCUAUGCAGGAGUGGGUAGUCCUCGAGACUUACAGUCCCCUGACUUCACAACAGCAUUUCAGUUGAAUAAGACUGAGAGUAAAGUUAAGCCACAUGUUAAUGGUGCACCGCCUACAUAUCCUAGGGAAGAGUUAAAACCAUGGGAAAAAUCACCAAAACUUAAAAUAUCUGCUCCACAACCCAUUACCAGUAAUAGAUUGGACAGUACAAGCUCUUCCAAUUGGUUUGCUAACUCUUUCAGUCCUGUCAGCCCUCCUGCCAUGGACCUGAGAACCAUCAUGCAAAUUGAAGAAAAUAAACAAAAAUGUGGAGCUACACCAAAGACAAAUUUGGGCAAAAUGACUCCUCAUGGAGUGAAACUUUCUCAGAAGCAAAGAAAAAUGAUUGCAGUGACUACCAAAGAAAAUUACUUUGGAAUGAGUAGCAUGGAGAUGGCUUUAACCACUCCCUCAAACCCCCCCAAACCAGGGAAUGCAUGGACUUCUUCUCUACAGUCAGCUUCAUCCAAAUCAUUCCGGGAUUUCUUAGUAGAAGAGAAGAAGUCUGUUACUGACCAUAAUUCAGGAGAUCAUGUCAGAAAAGUUUGUUUUAGAGGGAUUGAAAAUUCCCAGAUGUUGAAAGUUGCAAGAUGUUCUUCUCAUGGUAUCCCAGGACCAGAGGGCCACCAUAUUUCAAACAUACCAGUUCCAGACAGUCCAAAUCCCUGGCUAUCUUCUUUGACUCCUCCAUCCAAUGUAGCCCCAGUGACUUUUGCAUCUAUUGUAGAAGAAGAAUUACAACAGGAAGCAGCUCUUAUCAGAAGUAGAGAAAAGCCUUUGGCUUUGAUUCAGAUUGAGGAGCAUGCAAUACAAGAUUUGUUGGUUUUCUAUCAGGCACUUGGAAACCCUGAAGAAUUUGUCAUUGUUGAAAGGACACCACAGGGACCACUGGCAGUACCUAUGUGGAACAAGCAUGGAUACUAGUAGUUCACUGUGGAGUUAAAAUGCACUUUUCAAAGAUUGUGAUAGUGAUAAUAUGUAGAAAAUAAUUUGGUAACAGAUCAUUCUAGAUAGCAUAAGAAAGAGCUCAUUUCUAUAUUGUGGUUCAAGCAUAUGUUUGUAUGAUUACAAAAUUCCUUAGAAUUGUGAUUUUUUUUUUUUAAAGGCAUCUUUUAUGAAAAACUAUGGAACUAUUCUGGGUUGAAUUUAAACAGAAUCAUUUCUUCAAACUAGUCUAAAGGAAAACAUGAGUGACUGAAGUGACUGAAUUUAAGAGUAACAAAUUAAGAGUAACUUUUCUAUUAAUUUAGAUUUUGCAAAUACUUGUCAUACUCUUAAAAAAUAUAUAGCAUUGGUGAAGGAAAGUAGGAAUGUCACUCAUUAAUUCUAAUCUACUAUCGGCCAAAAUUUGGGUUUUGCUACAGUAGUGAUGUUACCAUUUUGGUGUCUUUAUUAAUUAGGCUAUGAAUAUUGUAGGUCUUAUCUAAAUAUUGAACCACUUGAAUGCCAUAUUUGAUUAGGACAACUCAUGUUGCAUUCAGCUAUGCAGUGCAAUAGAAAGGAAGAAAUUCAGGCUAACAGUUACUUUACAAUACUUAAAGUCAUUGUGGAUUGUUUCAUGAUGGAGGAGGGGAGACCUACCUUAUAAAAAUCUAAUUGUGAGAGAACAAAUUUAUCAGCAUUACGAUUUUUUUUAAUAAUUGCUUAAUUAUCUACAUAAAUAUUAAAUAAUUUGGAAGAAAAUUGGUUUAUAGUUUUACCUUAUAUGAUUAGGAAUUUUUUGAGCCUGGGUUAUGAAUGAAUAGAAACAUAUUUCUUUGUAAUAGGAUGUUUGGUUUGCUUUUGAGUAUUAAAGGAAUCUAUUAAUACGUUAGCUUGGCAAAUUGGCAGGGUUAAUGUGUUAGCUUCUGGGAUAUAAAUUCAAGGGAAUGUAUAGGCAAUUCAGUUGAUGGAAAAAUGGUUGAAACUAACUCAGUAUUUCAGAUUUAGCUGUACCCCAAAGCAGCAAACUUGUAAGCAGAUGUGCAAUAAAAAUAAUUAUGAUCCAUUUCAAUGCUAAUGUGUGCUUAAACUAUAUUGUACCUGCUAUAGGGAGAUUCACUAAUUAUUCCUCCUGAUACACUAUAGCCAGUAUUUAAGAUGUUACUCUGCAUUUUUUAACUACGUAAAAAGAGCAAUUUCCGAAAAUAAGUCUGAAUUUUAUAUUAUGUGUCUGUGAAUAGAUUGAGAAGAAAUGAAUUUUAUAAUAUUUUAUUAAUGUUGCAUUAAAGAGGCCUUCUGAAAUG
Molecule: messenger RNA, 5873 nt
Organism: Erinaceus europaeus (western European hedgehog)
Lineage: Eukaryota; Metazoa; Chordata; Mammalia; Eulipotyphla; Erinaceidae
Gene: IBTK
Product: inhibitor of Bruton tyrosine kinase
Exons: 29
Coding region: 517-4572 (1351 amino acids)
Biological process (GO): negative regulation of protein phosphorylation
Cellular component (GO): nucleoplasm; cytoplasm
Molecular function (GO): protein tyrosine kinase inhibitor activity; protein kinase binding
Source: RefSeq, a predicted model, not a curated record